Messenger RNA from Magallana angulata, 1367 nucleotides. RefSeq lists its product as uncharacterized. The transcript has 4 exons. NCBI's taxonomy places the organism in Eukaryota, Metazoa, Mollusca, Bivalvia, Ostreida, Ostreidae. The record is from RefSeq and is a predicted model, not a curated record. The coding region runs from base 18 to 1367 and encodes 449 amino acids.
CUCUGCUUGGACUUAGUAUGGACAAUUUCCAAACUCUUUGUGACUGUUUGAAAGAUCAUGUUAAACAGACACCAUCUAGAAGUUUACGAAAAUCUACAGCCAUAUUUUUAUGCAAGUUGAAAUCUGGAUUAUCAAAUCAAAUACUGUCAACUUUAUUUCGUACUUCAAAAUCCAGUUUAAGAAGAGCAAUCAGUGCUGUUAGAAAUGCGAUGAUGACUUGUUUUGUCCCAUAUAAUCUUGGAUUUGAACACAUCACAAGAGAAGAUGUAAUCAACGACCACACUCGCCAUCUAGCCCAAACAUUGUUCGGCGACAUAGACAAGAGUCAGGCCAUACUGGUUUUAGAUGGAACCUAUAUAUACACCGCCAAGAGCAACAACUUCAGAUACCAACGCCGCUCUUACAGCAUCCACAAAGGAAGGUCGCUCAUCAAACCCAUGGUAAUCGUGACAACCACAGGCUAUUUUGUCUCGAUUCAAGGACCAUACCUAGCAGACCAUAAAAACAACGAUGCGUCAAUCCUUGAACAUAUCAUGAAAACAAAUGCAGAGGACAUCAAGAAUUGGCUAAGUGAAGACGACAUUUUCAUCGUUGACAGAGGAUUUAGAGAUGCUUUGCCCCUGCUUGAAGAUUUAGGCAUUCAAGCAGAAAUGCCUCGAUUUUUAGAGAAGGGACAAAAACAGAUGAGCACUAGUGAUGCCAAUAAGAGCAGACUUGUUACAAAGAUAAGAUGGGUAGUUGAGUCAUCCAAUGCCAGAAUCAAAAGGUGGCGAUAUUUGGACCGUACCCUCCCUACAAAUCAGAUCCCUUUCGUUGGAGAUUAUGUCAGAAUUGUAUGCGCCCUGUCAAAUAAGUUCUUCCCACCUCUGAGCAAAAGUCACAGUAUAGAGGAAGACGAGGCAGACGCAGCUAAAAUGCUUUAUCUGUCUAAACAGGUAAAUAAUCUCCAACGAUUGGUUGAAGAUAAUGGUCUAAACAGAAGGCCAACUCAGUGGCAGCCAGUCCCCGAGUGUGGAAUAGAGAACUUCCCCACCCUGGACGAGGAGCAGUUACGGAACUUGACUUGCGGGACCUAUCAACUGAAGCUUUCUCGCAGCUAUAUCCAAGAGCAUAUUGAUGGGGACUGUGACAUUUGGUUCCAUAAGGAUAAUGACAGGCUACUGCGGGUAAAGAUUCAGAGUCGCCACGGCAUCAUCAAAACAGUACUUGCGGCCAUCAUUUGGUACCUGUCAAAAGGAAGACAUGAGGACGGGAAGUACGGUGUGCGUGAUUGGGGUGAGCAUGUUCUUGAUGCAGCAGACAUUCCACCUCCCGUUGAUGAGUCUGACAGUGAUGCGAGCAGUUGUGACAGUGUACCCGAGGAAUGA